This is a messenger RNA of Rhopalosiphum maidis (corn leaf aphid), 2432 nucleotides long. RefSeq names its product zinc finger protein 2 homolog. Bases 140 to 1687 code for a protein of 515 amino acids. The record is from RefSeq and is a predicted model, not a curated record. The transcript has 4 exons. Gene Ontology annotation, biological process: regulation of transcription by RNA polymerase II. Gene Ontology annotation, molecular function: RNA polymerase II cis-regulatory region sequence-specific DNA binding; DNA-binding transcription factor activity. Lineage: Eukaryota; Metazoa; Arthropoda; Insecta; Hemiptera; Aphididae.
CUCUUAUCAUGGAAUUUAUAAAAAAAAAUUAUUUUUAAGUUGACCUAGGUUUGUUAUAAGAAAAUUUCAAUGAACAACAACAAAAUAAAUUCCUGACAUACCCUAUACCUACGUAAAGGUAAACAUAGAUAGUAGCUGUAUGAGUAACAACAAGGACGAGGUAGUUACAACCAUUAUGUAUGACCCGGGCAUUCGGCAAGAACAAAACCCAGUAACGGGUCAGCUAUAUGCCACUAUUGUCAAAAAAGAUGAUAAAGCAUCGUCUGUUGAUUUUCCAUUUUAUAAUGUAAAUAUGGUGCAGAAAGUUCCUGUAUCUGGAAAUAUAGCUGUUCUUGCUGCAGCUUCAGCAAAUGGAGUGACUCAAACUGAUAAGACCUCUUACCGUUUUGAUGUAACAGCACCCUUCAAUUAUAACUAUGCUUUAGUAAAUCAAAUGUCACUCACAACGGCUGGUGCAGCUUUUAAAUGUGAUGUUUGUGGUGCUGGAUUUACCCAUGCAUCAAUGCUUGAUCAUCAUAAAAAAUCUGCCCAUCCACAAGAACCACCAUCAUUUACUUGUUCAACAUGUGGUUCUUGUUUUCCUCAAGUAAGAGAUAUGAAAGUCCAUCGAUCAACUGUGCACAAACAGUGUUUUUCAUGUGGUGCUGAUGUUGCUCCACAAACAGUUAAAGGUAAAAAGUCUAGAUUUAUAAAAUGUGUAAGUUGUAGUGGUGGAAAUUGUUCUAACUACACACCUCAAGAAAAUGAAAUCGAAUCUAGUGACAAUUUAUCACCUGAGCAGACUGCAAUAAUGAAAGGUUAUUAUCCAGUGAAAAAAAGAGGAAUGGCAACAGUCACUAAAUGUUAUAAAUGUAAUGGUUCUGGUAUUAUUUUUUUAGUUAAUGGUAAUCAUGCAAAUGUUAAUAUGAAAAAUGAUUCAAUUAACAAUUCAAAUACUCCCAACAAACCUUUUCAUUGUAACAUAUGUGGAGGAAGUUUUUCACGUUACUCAUCAUUAUGGAGUCAUAAACGUCUGCAUACUGGUGAUAAACCUUACAAGUGUGAAAUUUGUGGUUUAUCAUUUGCAAAAGCAGCUUAUCUAAAAAAUCACGGUCGAGUGCAUACAGGUGAAAAACCUUUUAAAUGUGGUGUUUGUGGAAUGCAGUUUUCUCAAUCUCCUCAUCUUAAAAAUCAUGAAAGAAUUCACAGUGGUGAACGACCUUAUCAAUGUGAAGUAUGUGAUAAAACUUUUGCUCGCCAUUCUACAUUAUGGAAUCAUCGUCGUAUUCAUACAGGAGAAAAGCCUUAUCGUUGUGAUAUAUGUGGAUCGGCAUUUAAUCAAGCCACACAUCUAAAAAAUCAUGCUAAAGUACAUACAGGUGAAAAACCACAUCGUUGUGAUAUUUGUGGAGUUGGUUUUAGUGAUCGAUUUGCAUUAAAACGACACAGAAAUAUACAUGAGAAGUAUGCUAGACAACAAAGCGAUGCAGCUGCAGCACAUACUGUAACGCCACCAUCACAAGAAUUAGAACCAAUAAGUGGUCAAACCCAAAUUGAAGAAUGUAUAUACAGCGCUGACUAUACUGUUGAAAAGUAUGAUGCAGCAAAUAAUAUUCCUACUGAUAUUGUAGAAGUAAAAGUUGAUCAACAGAAUCAGCGUGAACAUGAUACACAGCAGCAACAAAUUGAGGAUUGCAUUUAUAAAUAAUGAUUUAAGACAAAUUAAACGAGUGAAGAAUCUAAUAAAAAUAUGUGUAUCAGAAGUAUAAUAAAAUUUAAUGGGUUUAAGUAUUUACAUCAUACAAAAAUCAAGCAUCCGUUUACAACAAAAAUUUAGAACUCACAUAAUAUGAUUUAAAAUAUGGUGCUAUACAUAGUUUUAUUAGUUUAAAAUUUAAAAUAUUAAAUUAUAAGAUUUAAAAACAAUAAAUGAAACAAGCUAAUAUAAAAAAUUAUAAACUUUGUUAAAGAUAAAAACUGCAUAUUUAUGCAUCAAUCAUGUGUUUUCUUUUAAAUAAUUACGUAUUAGGAUUUUAUUUAUGUUUGAUUUUCCAAAAAUGAUCUUUUUAUGAUUGUCAUAGAAAUGUUAUAUUUUAGGAAUCCUUAUGUCUGUAAAUACUACAAGUUAAGAGUAUUAUUAAUACCUUUAUAAGUUUAAAGAACUAAUAAUUAAACUGUAUAAAACAAUUAUACAUUUUUCUAUAUUGCUUAUUUACUUCUUUAAAUUGGAUUUGUAUUCAAGUAUUCAUAGUACAUAUUAUGUGAAUUCAUGUGUUGCUCUUCAAUAAUUGGUUCCAGUCAAAUUUAAAUUUAGAUUGUUAUUAAAAUGAGAAAUUUAAUUUAAAAAUGUUUAUUUGAAUAUCUUCAUUUAUGAAUAAUUAUUUAGAUAUAAACAGUAAUGAAAAUUAAUGUUAAUUAUUUUGUUUUUUGCCCAUUUUAUACACCACAAAUCC